AAAUCAUUAGAGAGGAAUCCCAGGCAUAUGGCUGGCUUUUGUCGGCUCCCCUCCCCCUCCCUUCCUUCCCUCCCUGCCGUCCGCUCCGCAGCAGCAGCAGGACAGAGGUAGUUCAGUUUUUGAAGCCGUGGCAUGAAUGAUCUCAUCUGAACCUGAUCUCCGCUUUCCCUGCCGUCGAUCCUAUGACCGAGACGGGAAUAAAAUAACACAAACACGAGGAGUCUUGCCUCAGACUGGCCUAAAAUGGGCAGAAAUGGUGCUGAACAAAAGCUGCUUGUCGCUCGUACAAAAGUACUUGAAGCGUUGCAGCCGGGACCAAGCUGCAUUGCUAUUGCCUGUGCCUCUCAACAGGAAAGAGAGACAACAUGUUCCCGAAGGGUACCAAGCGCAAGUUCUCAGACUCCGGGGAGGAGCCAGUCUCCAGUGGUGACCAGGUCCCAGUGGCUCCAUCUGUGGCGGCUCGGACGCUGACGUCUUCUUACAGCCUGCAGCGGCAAUCGCUGCUUGACAUGUCGCUGAUCAAGCUGCAGCUCUGCCACAUGCUGGUGGAGCCGAACCUGUGCCGUUCUGUGCUCAUCGCCAACACAGUGCGGCAGAUCCAGGAGGAGAUGACCCAGGACGGCACCUGGCAGAUAAUGACCCAGGCUCUGGCAGCCGCCCAGUGUCCCGCAGACCGCCUGGUGGCCACCGAGGUGCUGUGCCGGCAGACUGACGCGGCAGCUCAGGCCGGGCAGAGCCCAAAGCCCUUCUCGGUAGUCGGUCUGGAAGAAGGCUACCACGCUGAGGAGGUCGUGAUGGAGGGAGACGUGGAGACAGAGGUCACCAUGUCCACUUUAUCGCCCGUCUCCCCCCAGCUAUCCUCUGCUUCGUACCUUGCAGGUCCCUUUGGCAUGGGACCCUGCUGGGAGGAGGAAGAGGAAGAUGGUGAGUGUGAGGAGGAUGAAGAGGAGGACAGCGAGGAGUGUGCGUCUGAGAGCGAGGAGGGGGACCGGGACCACCUGAGCGCAGAAUCCAGGACAGGGGAGCAGGUUUUUGGGACUUUUGAGAUCAAACACCCUGCGCCGCCCCCUGACCCGGCCCUCGAGGAACUGUUUUCAGACGUGGACCCGUCCUACUAUGACCUCGAUACGGUGCUGACAGGCAUGCAGAGCGCCCCAAAGAUGGGGCCUUACGAUCUGCUGGAGAGCCUUUCCUCUCACGGGCCAACGGCCCUCAGCUCCAGCUCGAGCUGCAGGUCAGACCUGAAUGAACUGGACCACAUCAUGGAGAUCAUAGUGGGAUCCUGAAACUUAGAACAUUCCUCUGGCCUGUACUGAUCCCUCAGACUCUUUCCAGACUAUGCACAGUACACAUGUGCAUGUUCUGUAUGUGGUAUUGUUACACAUGGAGAUUGUUGGAGGUUUUGGGACAAGGUGGGAAAUUAACAGCAAGGCAAGUAGAUUUUGGGAUCGGCUGUUGGAGGUGUAGUUAGUCUGCUCUAACGGCCACUUAGGCAAGUCGGCAGCUGCUGUUGGGACCUUCAUCUUUUAUUCAAAAAAUGUAAUUGGCAGUUAAAGUAGUAACCGUGAAAUUAAUUAAUUUUGGGAUUCACAAGCCACGCUGGCCUGUGGGCGAAGCAGUUAGUUUCCUACUUUGUUGAUGAAAUCCAAAACUUGACAAUAUCUGUGAGAGGGCAAAGAUAAUUACCUAUACCAUGAUGCAUUCUUAUUUACGUACUUUCCAUGUUUACGUCUGUCAUACAUUCUGUCAUACUAGCUCCUUCUGGUCGUAUUCUCUGCCAUUUUGUCCAUUUCUAUUUAUUGUAACAUGGACUGAGGAACAAUUCAUCACACUACAUGCAUCAGAAACAGAACAAAUUGUAAAUCCAAAUCUAUGAAUCAAUGCAUAUUUUCCUAAAGAUUUGAGCAAUUAUGAAUGGAAUAUAUGUAUAUGUACGUAUGUGUAUAUAGAAAUAUAUUUUUUGCAUUAUACAGCUGGGGGAUUUUGCAAGUAUCAUUUGAUAUUAUUAUUAUUUUUCCCUCCCAAGCGGUUUUUAAGAUUUUAAUGUAGCCAGACUCAAGACAGUGUCUUCCCAUGGUUUGGUAUAACAAGUCGACUGUAACAGGUGUCAGGACUGGCAUCGUCACACUUUAAAGGCGCUGUUCUUUCAUUUUCUCAAAAGCUUUACGCAGGGCAGGGAAAUUACUGCCAGCCACCAACCAAAUGCUGGUUAAGAUUUGACAGUUUCUGGUAAGUUUACAGUAUCUAGUGGACAAAUGUAAGUAAGUUUCCUGCCCUGCUCUACAUACAGAUCUAAUAACAAUAACAACAGCUUUUUCCUGACGCAUUUGGAGAAACCCCGGGGUGAUAACUGCAUCAAGAAGCCAUAUUUCUUUCUCUCAUUUGUUAGAACAACAAAUGAAGAGUUCUGUGUGUUAACCCAAUCUAAUUUAUUGUUUUAUUUAUUGUAUUUAUUAUAUCUAGGUACCGACAUGCCAUAUUGACGUAUCAAUUCAACCAUGAGGCCCGAUGAAAUUAUAUUUAUCCAAAUUUUGCCCUCCGUUUUGAAUGCAGUACCUAUUUAUUCCUCACACUUUUUUAUUAGUAAUAAUAAUAACCGGGUUACUAUUCAAAUCACUAUGCAGCUCUGUCAUACGUGUUUCAAAAUGAUUGUAUAAGACUCAAAUGUCCUUUAAUUCCUUUAUGCAAACAGUUGCCUUUCUCCUAAAGAUGUGGAAAAUCAAAUGCAUUUUUCAAAAUUGUUCAUUAUCAUCGUGAUGAAGAGAUUUAACUCAGGCAAACAAAAUGUAUUGACAAAAAUACAGUAUUACGACACGCUUAUUACCUUACCACAACACUCCUGAAGGAUGUCACUCUGGUCUGAAUGGGAGCUAGAACUUCAAAGACUAAUUACCGUUGUAAAAUGUAUGCAUUUUUUUAUAUUAAGGAAAAAACAUUGUAGCAUCUUUGUAAAUAUUUUUUAUAAUAAAAGGUGCAACUAUUAA
Cottoperca gobio is the source of this 2984-nucleotide messenger RNA. It is a transcript of the gene cdca4, whose product is annotated as cell division cycle associated 4. Gene Ontology annotation, molecular function: transcription regulator activity. NCBI's taxonomy places the organism in Eukaryota, Metazoa, Chordata, Actinopteri, Perciformes, Bovichtidae. Gene Ontology annotation, cellular component: nucleus. The record is from RefSeq and is a predicted model, not a curated record. The coding region runs from base 366 to 1286 and encodes 306 amino acids. The transcript has 3 exons.